AUGGCUUCGUUGAACUUGUUUAAUUUUACUCCAAUAGCAACCGCCGAGAGAAGCAGAGUAUACACCGCCUCCUUAGCAACCACCGAGCGAAGAAGAGUAUACGCCGCUGCUACGGCAGCGAAGAGCUCAGGCGGAAGCAGUGAGGAGAAGUCGCUGUUGGAUUUUAUCCUGGGGAGUUUACAGAAGGAAGAUCAGCUAUUGGAAGUUGAUCCAGUUUUGAAAAAAGUAGAGGAAAAGAGUGUUGGCACCACUAGCCGCGGUAAGAACUCUGUUGCUGUUCCUCCCAAGAAGAAUUCCAAUGGCGGCGGCUUCGGCGGAUUUGGCGGCCUCUUUGCCAAAAAAGAUUAA
Molecule: messenger RNA, 348 nt
Organism: Nicotiana tabacum (common tobacco)
Lineage: Eukaryota; Viridiplantae; Streptophyta; Magnoliopsida; Solanales; Solanaceae
Source: RefSeq, a predicted model, not a curated record